Molecule: messenger RNA, 269 nt
Organism: Suillus subaureus
Lineage: Eukaryota; Fungi; Basidiomycota; Agaricomycetes; Boletales; Suillaceae
Exons: 2
Source: RefSeq, a predicted model, not a curated record
CCUCGACCAGAUUGCGAAAAUGAAGUGGUAUGGGGACGUGCAUGUUGAUCCGCUUGGGAUGCAUCUCAAGCUGAAGGACAUGACGUGGGCAAAUUUGAUGAGGAUUCAGCUAGGAGACCUGAUGAGUGCAUUUGCAGUCACCGAUGCCAGGGACAGGCCACAACUCAAGAAGUUACUUGACCAGACGAAAAAGUGCGUUAGUAUGGCGCCUAUUAACCGACAGGCAUGUUGGAACCAUUAUACGAGAAUCCAGCGAACUGAGGACGGUG